Messenger RNA from Penicillium maclennaniae, 7812 nucleotides. RefSeq names its product Acyl transferase/acyl hydrolase/lysophospholipase. The record is from RefSeq and is a predicted model, not a curated record. NCBI's taxonomy places the organism in Eukaryota, Fungi, Ascomycota, Eurotiomycetes, Eurotiales, Aspergillaceae. The coding region runs from base 1 to 7812 and encodes 2603 amino acids. Gene Ontology annotation, molecular function: fatty acid synthase activity; phosphopantetheine binding; oxidoreductase activity. Gene Ontology annotation, biological process: fatty acid biosynthetic process; secondary metabolite biosynthetic process. The transcript is spliced from 4 exons.
AUGGAUACCGACAAUAGUGCGUGGGCCACCGAGCCCAUUGCCGUAAUCGGCAUGAGCUGCAAAUUUUCGGGCGGUGCCAGCAACCCAGAAAAGCUCUGGGACCUCAUGGCUUCAGGGAAAACCGGCUGGAGCGAAAUACCAGAAGACCGAUACAACUUAAAGGGGGUCUACCACUCCAACCACGAAAGAAACAGCACGACACAUGUCAAGGGUGGUCACUUUCUUGACGAUGAUGUAGCAGCAUUUGACGCGGCAUUUUUCAAUUACUCGGCGGAGAUGGCCCAGGUGAUGGGAUCACAAACGUCCGUGUUCGCUGGCGUCUUCACGCAUGACUACCAGGAGGGAAUCAUACGAGACGAAGAUAGACUGCCACGAUUCAACGUGGUGGGCACAUGGAGCCCCAUGUCAUCCAAUCGUAUCUCGCAUUUCUAUGACUUCCGUGGCGCCAGUAUGACUCUGGAAACGGGAUGUUCGACGACACUGGUCGCCCUGCACCAAGCGGUACACACCUUACGCAAUCGUGAGGCCGACAUGUCCGUGGUGACCGGAGCCAACGUGAUGCUUAAUCCGGAUACAUUCAAGGCGAUCGGGUCGCUAGGGAUGCUGUCACCCGACGGUAGAUCAUACGCCUUCGAUUCACGCGCCAACGGGUACGGCCGCGGAGAAGGCGUAGCCACCAUCAUCAUCAAGCGACUGUCGGACGCGCUGGCCGCCAACGACCCGAUUAGGGCCGUGAUCCGCGAGACGGCACUGAAUCAGGAUGGCAAGACGGACACCAUCACGACGCCAUCCGGCACCGCCCAGGUAGAGCUCAUGCGAGAAUGCUACCGCCGGGCUGGCCUCGACCCGCGCGGCACUCAAUACUUUGAGGCCCAUGGCACGGGAACUCCAGCCGGUGACCCCAUCGAGGCGGGAGCUAUGACCGCUAUCUUUGGCGGAGGUGAAGGCCGUGACCAUGAGGAGCACUACCUGCGUAUUGGCUCCGUUAAGACCAACGUGGGCCAUACUGAGGCCGCUUCGGGUCUCGCCGCCAUGGUCAAAGGUGUCUUGUGUCUCGAGAAAGGCUUGAUUCCGCCUACAGUAAAUUAUGAAACGCCCAACCCAAAACUCAAGCUCGAUGAGUGGCGUCUGAAAGUGGUGAGGACGAUGGAGCAAUGGCCUGAUAGUCUGAUUGAUGGUCCGCGCCGCAUGUCGAUCAACAACUUUGGCUACGGCGGAGCGAAUGCCCACGUCAUUUUGGAGAACGCAGACCCAUGGACUUCAACAUCAGGUCUGGAUCUAAACCCCGUUAAUGGUAAUGGUAGUCACAGUGUGAAUAGUGAUGGGGGUGUCAAUGGCAACGGCUAUCACACGAGCGAUACGACUGACGACACCAAAGUGCUAAUCCUCAGUGCGCGCGACGAGCAGGGCUGUCAGCAAAUGAUUACAGACCUCAAGGCUUACCUGGAAAGGCACAGAUCGCUUGGACACGAGGCCUCCGCGGAGCUGCUACGUAACCUCAGCUACACGCUGGGCGAGCGCCGGACGCUCUUCCAGUGGGUUGCGGCACACCAAGUGCGUCUCGAGAAGGACGGUACCCUCGACGCCGCCAUAGCAGCCCUUGACUCGCCUCACUUCAAGCCCCGCCGUCGAGCCCCGGAUAGUCCUCGCAUAGGCAUGAUUUUCACCGGUCAGGGCGCGCAAUGGUAUGCCAUGGGCCGUGAGCUACUGAACUCCUACCCUAUCUUUCGCCAGUCUAUCGAGGAAGCUGGGGUGUACCUGCAUGCCCUCGGGGCUGACUGGUCACUCCUUGAGGAGCUACAGCGCGACGCAAAGACGACAAAGGUUCACACCACGAUGAUCAGCAUUCCUGUGUGCGUGGCACUUCAAAUCGCAUUGGUACGCCUCCUUGAAACGUGGGGAAUCACGGCAUCCGCGGUCGCAAGCCAUUCAUCAGGCGAGAUUGCAGCUGCCUUCGCCGUGGGCGCCCUUACGCAUCGUCAGGCUAUCGCGACGGCCUUCUACCGCGCCAUACUCGUAGCAGACGAAACACAGCGCGCACCCGGGGCUGCGAAGGGUGCUAUGGCAGCGGUCGGCUUAGGUUUUGAGGAAGUGCAGUCCUACCUUGAUAGACUAACGAAGGGAAAUGGUAAAGCUGUUGUAGCAUGCGUCAACAGCCCUCAGAGUGUUACCAUCUCUGGGGAUGCUCAUGCCGUUCAAGAGAUCGAGGACUUGUGCAAGCAAGAUGGCGUGUUCGCUCGUCGUCUCAAAGUCCAACAGGCGUACCACUCACAUCAUAUGGAUUCUUUCGCUGAUGCCUACCGGGAAUGCCUUCGAUCUGAAAUGGCCCGGGAUGUGGUGCAAAGUGGCAAGCAGCACCUGCGGACAGCCAAGCAAGGACUCAAGGCGGUGUUUUCGUCGGCAGUCACUGGUGGACGUAUCACCGACCCUCAGCAGAUCGCCAGUCCCGACCACUGGGUCGGUAGUUUGGUGCAGCCGGUCGAGUUUGUCGACGCCUUUACCGAAAUGGUAUUGGGCGAUCCGGACGACCCGACGGGCAGAAGUGUUGAUGUAUUGCUCGAGGUCGGCCCUCAUACUGCGCUGGGGGGCCCCAUCCGCGAGAUCUUAUCCCUGCCCGAGUUUGAGGGCAUCGAGCUGCCCUACUGGGGCUGUCUAGUUCGCGACGAACAUGCGGGUGACAGUAUGCGAUCGGCCGCCAUCAACCUAUUCCGUGAAGGGCAGGCCCUCGUCAUGAACCAAGUCAACUUCCCGGUGCCUGCGUAUGACGACGCCGGCCCCCAAGUCUUAACGGACUUGCCAUCGUAUCCCUGGAAUCACAGUAUGCGGCACUGGCAGGAGUCAAGGGUCAACCGGGCCAUUCGCGAACGCAGUCAGCCACCUCAUGAAUUACUCGGCAUGCCCGUCGCCGGCAACGACCCCAGCACAGCCGUGUGGCGCCGUAUAUUGCGCGUUACCGAAACCCCAUGGGUCCGCGAUCAUGUGGUGCAAGGCAGUAUUGUGUACCCAGGCUCGGGCUACAUUUGUCUUGCAAUUGAGGCCGUUAGGCAAUUGGAGAAGGCCGGUGCCGCCGACAAAGACAAGUCUGGCAGACGAAUUUCAGGAUUCCGCCUUCGCGACGUCAACUUCCUUUUUGCUCUUGUUAUCCCGGACAGCGCGGAAGGCGUUGAGAUCCGAACUAUGCUUCAAUCUGUCCCUGAGCGGGAAGUUGGCGCCCGCGGCUGGUGGCGCUUUGAGGUAUCGUCAGUGACACUGGAAAACCGGUGGACGCUGCAUGCUAGGGGCAUGAUCACAGUGGAACGGGCGCCGGCUGCCUUUGAGACGGUAGAGCGCCGCCCGUUGUCUACUUACACCCGCCAGCCGGAUCCCCAGGACUUAUUCGCCAACCUUAGGGCACGCAGCGUCUAUCAUGGCCCGCUAUUCCAGAACACGACAAGGAUCGUCCAGGAUGGCCGGGAACCGCGAUCCCUAUGUGAUAUCACGAUCCGUCACGAAGCUUCAUCCGAUACAGACCCGGUGGUGGCGGCACAGAACACCUUGCUGCACCCGAUCACGCUCGAUGCUGUCGUCGUAGCGUUCUACUCUGUACUACCUAGUGUAGGAGCUCUGCAGGAAGACCCUAAGCUACCGCGGUCUGUCGCAUCUAUGUGGAUAUCGAGCGACAUCAGCCACGAAAUUGGCCACACGCUGCGCUGCGACACUUUACUGCUGCACGACGACGCUCAAAGCGGGAUGGCUAACAUCACGGUUUUCGACGGCCAGACGGACGCCACGGUGCUUAAGAUCCAGGGCGUUGAAUUAGCGUCUCUGGGGCGUGGCAGUGGAGCCACGGCGCGCCAGGAUGUGGCAAACAAGAGCGGUUCUGCCAUCACCAGCAAGUGGGAGCAAGAAGUGUGCAGCAAGCUCGUGUGGGGACCCGAUCUGUCGCUUCGAAACCCGCUGGCUUUCGCACAGAUCAAAAAGGAGUUAGUUCACACUGACUCCGAUGCCCAAGCCGACAUUGUCAGAAAUCUACCGCGCUUGUGCAUUUAUUUUGCCCAUGAUGCGCUACGAGCGCUCGCCCCAAAGGAUGUAGCCCAACUGCUGGAACAGCCACACUUGGCUAGGUACUACGCAUGGUUACAUGAGCUGACCGACAAAGCCUCCAAGGAAUUGGCUCUGGACGAAUCUGGAGAGCGUCAACAAUACAUAGCCGCUACGGCCUCUCAAAGCGUCGAUGGGGAGUUGGUGUGCCGCCUUGGGCCCCUUCUCCCAUCCAUCCUGCGUGGUGAGCUCAAUUUGGAAGAAGUGAGUGGCCUACUGAAUGAGUACCACGCCAAUGCGAUACGCCAGUCAACAGCACUUAGACAGCUCUCCACACUGCUGCGCAAGAUUGCACACAAGAAUCCAGGCGCUCGCGUCCUCCAAAUUGGUACCGGUUUCGGCGCCUGCGCGACACGUCGCAUACUGGAGACGCUUAGCACGCCCAAGACGCCCUUGGUGGCGAGCUGGCACAUUACCGAGCCAAAUUUGGAGUCCUUGGAGGAUACCCGUGCCCAACUGGCCGAGUGGACCAAUUUGCUCGAAUUCGACCAACUUAACAUCGAGCAGAGCCCAGCCAAGCAGAAGUUUACUGCAGAGAGCUACGACAUCGUUGUGGCUUUCCAAGCUCUACGUACCACCAAAGACACAACCAGUGCCCUUGCCAAUGUGCGCAGCCUGCUCAAGCCAAGCGGCACGUUGCUCUUUGUGGAGACGACCAAGUCUCAAGUGGAUGUGGACUUCAUCUUCGGUCUGCUGCCGCGCUGGUGGCAAGGCAAAGAACUGGAUCGCACAACUCUUACGGCGGCCUCCUGGGAUAGCGUUCUUCGGGAUGCUGGGCUUAGUGGUGUCGAUCUUGAGAUUCGUGACUCGGAGAGCGACCUUAUCCAUAACAACAGUAUCAUCAUGUCCACGGUGCCUCUCGUCGAGGACGAAAAUUUUGACCUGAGCAAGGCUAAUCAUCCAGAGAGCUUUGUCGUGGUUACCAGCAGCAAGACACCUCCACCUUCGGGCUUUGUCAAUCUACUAUCCCGGCGCAUUCAGGCUUUGACCGGCCCUGAGACUCCCGUCCCUGACCACUUGGUGCUCGAGCAGAGCAGCUCCGACACUUAUGAGGCAAAGAUCUGUGUUUUUGUGGGCGAGAUUGACGAACCCAUUCUGGCGGAUCUCGACGCAUCGCAGAUGGAAGGCCUCCGCGCCAUGGUCACUCAAUGCAGCGGCCUGCUAUGGGUCACGACCGGUGGUACCGCCGACAGCGAGGCACCCGAACGGGCUGUACACCAAGGCUUCCUGCGUGUGCUACGCAACGAAUACAUCGGCCGCCGCUUUAUGUCUCUGGACCUCGACCCGACACGGGCAGCCGAGAGAUGGUCCUUGGGCGGAGAGGUCAUUGUCUCGGCUAUCGUGCAGGUGCUCGAGGAGGGAUUCGGCGGUGCUGACAUUGAGGCUGGUCCGGCUGAUUUCGAAUACGCCGAGCGUGAAGGUGUCCUGCAGGUUCCCCGGUACUACAAAGACGAACAAUACAAUAAUAUGGACGAGAAGGGAAGAAUCGAGGCCAUUGCCGGCAUUCCCCUAGAGCCCCUAUUCCAGGACGAACGGCCACUGCAGUUGGAAGUGGGAAUCCCGGGACACUUGGACACAUUGGCUUUCACCCACGAUAAAGAAAACUAUGAGGCGCUGACACCGGAGCUCGUUGAAAUUACCCCUCGGGCCUACGGAGUUUGCUCCCGCGAUGUCAUGGCCGCUAUGGGCCAACUCAAGGAUCGUUCCAUGGGCCUCGAAUGCGCAGGUAUCGUCACGCGCGUCGGCGCUGAGGCUCAGACAAAAGGCUACAGUGUCGGCGACCGUGUCAUGGCGCUUUCGACCGGCACAUCUUUCGCCAGCCGUGCCUUUGUCCCGUGGCAUGGCGUUAUCCAGAUGCCGAGUGGCAUGGACUUUGUGAACGCCGCGUCGUUACCCUUGGCUUAUACUGUUGCGUACAUCGGCCUCGUCGACAAGGCAAGUCUAGUGGCUGGGCAGUCGGUGCUCAUCCACGCGGCGGCUGGGGCCAUUGGGCAGGCCGCCAUCAUGCUGGCCAAGCACCUCGGCGUUACGGAAAUCUACGCCACGGUCGGGUCGCAUGAGAAGAAAGACCUACUCCAGCGCGAGUAUAGUAUACCUGCCGAGCGUAUCUUCACUAGCCGCGACGUAUCUUUCGCUCCAGCUGUUCUGGCCGCCACGAAAGGACGCGGCGUCGACGUCGUACUCAACUCGCUGUCUGGUCCGCUCCUACAGGCAAGCCUCAGCGCAAUCGCGCCUCUGGGCUAUCUGGUUGAAAUAGGCAAGAAAGACAUCGAGAGCAACAGCUUAGUGGCGCUGGAGUCCUUCUCUCGCGGCAUCUCGUUCACAUCCUUGGAUGUCCCGACGCUCUUGCGCCGCUGCGGACCCAAUGUCCACCACGCGCUGAGUGAGAUUACCCGCCUAAUGGAACAGCAGGUGGUGAAGGCAGUCCACCCCCUCGCUGUUUACCGUUCGCAGGAUGCCCAAGCGGCAUUCCGUUUCGUGCAGACGGGCGCACAGAUGGGUAAGGUUGUGCUCUCGGCUGAAACAGACGAACAGGUUCACGUGGUUCCUCGGCCGAAAGGGAUCACAGCUCAAUCUCAAAUGCGACCCGAUGCAUCAUACCUCAUCGUAGGUGGUGUGGGCGGGAUCGGACGUUCAGUCGCUCACUGGCUGGUAGCUCACGGUGCGACGAACCUGAUCUUACUCUCUCGUAGCGCCGGUGAUCUUGACCUCAAUGAGAACAAGAACACUGACGGCGCCCUAUUCAUCCGCGAACUGCGCGAGGCGGGCUGUCGAGUGAAGCCUAUUAGCUGCGACAUUGCCCUCGCCAGCUCACUGACCAUGGCUCUCCGGGUGUGCGAAGACGACGGUCUCCCGCCAGUGCGCGGCCUCAUCCAGGGAGCUAUGUUGCUGCGCGACGCUAUCUUUGAGCAGAUGACACUCGACGACUGGCGCGGCGGCUUACGACCUAAGUUGUAUGGCACCUGGAACCUGCAUACCGAGUUCUCGCAACCAGGCUCACUCGACUUCUUCGUUAUGCUAUCAUCCGUCUCAGGCGUUGUAGGCAUCGCAUCUCAAACCAACUACGCCGCUGGCGGCUCCUAUGAAGACGCUAUUGCUCGCUGGCGCCAAUCACGAGGUCUGCCCGGCGUAGCGAUCGACCUUGGCCCCAUUGCCGACAUAGGCUACGUGUCAACCUCGGCCAAAGUCGCUGAGCGCCUGCGUAAGGAUGGUGACUUUGCCAUGCUCGACGAAGACAUAGUACUCCGUGCCCUCAACUCCGCCAUCCUGCACCCUCUCGGGGCCCGCUCCCAGAUCAUCGUCGGCCUCAACUCUGCCCCGGGCCCGCAGUGGGAUGCCAACGGCCGCUCGCAGCUGGGCCGUGACGCGCGCUUUGCCACUCUGCGACCACGCAGCAAAGCCUCAGCACGACCGGCUGAUGGCAAGAACACCAGCGCCUCGCUCGGCGCGCAGCUCGCGGAGGCGAGUGACUGCCAAGAAGGAGCGGCGCUCAUCGGCACAGCUAUUGCGGCUAAGUUGGGGGAGAUCUUCAUGACUCCCGUUGCGGAGAUCGAUCUCGGCAAGCCCCCGGCACACUUUGGGGUCGACUCGCUGGUUGCGGUGGAGUUGAGGAACAUGCUCGUCCUGCAGGCUGCGGCGGAUAUUUCAAUCUUUAAUAUCUUGCAGUCGGCAAGCCUUUUUGCGCUAGCGGGGUUGGUGGCGGAGAAGAGCAGACAUCUGCAAGUUGUCUAG